Molecule: messenger RNA, 609 nt
Organism: Dibothriocephalus latus
Lineage: Eukaryota; Metazoa; Platyhelminthes; Cestoda; Diphyllobothriidea; Diphyllobothriidae
Source: the annotation of a GenBank genome assembly
AUGGUGUUUCUCCUCGACUUUCUGCACGAGGACUUGAACAGGGUACAAGAGAAACCUUACAUCGAAUUAGAAGAUUCUGACGGCCGUCCCGACGAAAAAGUUGCCAAGGAGGCCUGGGACAGGUAUAAGAAGCGUAAUGAUUCCUUUAUUGUUGACCUAUUCCACGGCAUGCUCAAAUCCACGGUCGUCUGUCCUGAGUGCAACUACACAUCCGUCACCUUCGACCCUUUCGCCUCACUCAGCCUGCCCCUCGACGUCGUCCUCACUAAUGCAAUUCUCGUCAUUCACCUUAAGCGUUUCCGUACAAUGUUCCGUAUUAACAAAAUCAACGAAUUCGUCGAUUGCCCAUUAGAAGGCCUCAAAAUACGUAAUUCGAGGAAUCAAGAACAUAUUUAUGACCUCGUUGCCGUCAGCAAUCACAUGGGUGGACUGGGGGGUGGACACUACACUGCUUAUGCUAAGAACCGAGACGACAACCGCUGGUACAAUUUCGAUGAUUCUUUUACGUGUCACCUCUCAAGAAGUCCUAUAGUACGUCCGUCACAUUUUGAUGCAUGCUGUUCUGUUGAAUGGAAAUGCAUUUUCAAUAAUUCCACUGUAGGCCCUUAA